AUGGUCAUGGCUGAAACCAGUUUCACCAGCAGUCCCAGCAGUCCCAGUGGUGACCAGACUCUCAAUGAAGGUUCAAAUUUGACUUUGUUUUGUGACGCAACUGGUAAACCAACUCCAAACGUUACUUGGACCAGAGUAUUAAAGAAUGGUUCGGAUGGUGAUGUAGUGUUCUUUGGAAACCCUUGGUUUAUUGUAAACAUCAGCAGAACUGCUACUGGAACAUACCGCUGUACAACUUACAAUGGAAUUGGAAAUCCAGCGAGCCAUUUACUUUAUGUCAAUGUUACUUAUCAACCUAAAGAUGUCCGCUUAACGACAAAUACAUCACGCAAAGUCUAUGCAGGAGUUGUUGUAAACUUCUCAUGCACUGCUGAAGCUAACCCAGCAGUACACACUUAUUUGUUGUUUGAAAAUGACAUCGUAAUUAAGAAUUUGGGAAUAUCAGGAACCUGGAAAAAAUCAAUGGAAAAUGCUGGCCAGUUUGUGUUCAGAUGCGAGGCUAAUAAUUCUAUCCAAGGAAUUGGAAAGAGUGGUGAUACUAUUUUGACUGUUGAUGUCCCGGCGUCUGUGGAGCAGGUCAAAAAUAAAGUUGUCAAAGAAGGUGAUAACGUUAAGGUGUACUGUAAUGUGACUGCAGGUAAUCCUGAUCCAACUGUAUUGUGGACAAAUGUCGCGACUGGUGAGCACAUCGAGGGAAACCCAUUGAACAUCACUAACAUCAACCGAGCUCAAGCUGGAGAAUACAGGUGCACUGCAAACAACACUUGUGGAGUGGGCUCCAUAGUGAUGGACAUUGAUGUACAGUAUCGUCCUAAGAUCACCAGUGAAGGUUACACUAUUGAUGUGUCUGAGGGAGAUCCAGCAGCAAUUCCUUGCCCAGUUCUUGGAAACCCUCAUCCCACUAUAACUUGGUACAAGAAAAAUGAAACUUCGCCGAGCACUAUGAUGAAUACCAAUAACAUUCUGCAGUUUUGUGAGACUGUAUUGGAUGAUAGUGGAUGGUACACCUGCUUUGCCAAAAACUCUUUAGGAAACGUUACUGUCAUGUUUCAGCUACGUGUUGAAAAGUCUGUGCAAACUACAGUAACUACCUUGCCAAAGACAACGACUAAAGUUUCUACUCAAGCUGUAGAGAACACUAUUUCCGCCACGGCGACCAUAGAUAAGAGCUGUGAUGAACGAUUAGACGUUGAGAAAAGGUUUCCUAGUUUGGCUUGUGAACGUGUUAGACACCUGGGUUGUUUAUAUGCCCGAGCUGUAGACAGUAGGUGUGGCAGUGUUAUCGUAGAUUUUGAGAUGAAAUUCAACCAAAACGCAGUCGUUAGCGAGGUGUUGAAUGUUUUGAACAGCCCCAAAGGAAGAUAAUUUUGAUGGAUUUAAAGUCGAUCCCAACUCCAUUGAAAAAGU
This is a messenger RNA of Orbicella faveolata, 1407 nucleotides long. Its product is annotated as proto-oncogene tyrosine-protein kinase receptor Ret-like. Gene Ontology annotation, biological process: multicellular organism development; cell surface receptor protein tyrosine kinase signaling pathway; protein phosphorylation. Gene Ontology annotation, molecular function: ATP binding; transmembrane receptor protein tyrosine kinase activity. Lineage: Eukaryota; Metazoa; Cnidaria; Anthozoa; Scleractinia; Merulinidae. Gene Ontology annotation, cellular component: signaling receptor complex; plasma membrane. The record is from RefSeq and is a predicted model, not a curated record.